AUGGUACUCCUGACAGAAGUAACCGAGGCCAUGGAUCCCCUCGAGGAGAGCCUCGAGAAGUAUUCCGAGGCCUGCGUGCGGGUAAUCUGGCGGUACGAGCACGACUGCGAUGCUCGAAGCGUGGCUGAACUCAAGGAGCAGGUUGAGGCGACCCUGAGUUUGUUGCGAUUCUCGUCCCAGUAUCUCCGGAAGCUCGCUGCUAAGGUGGAUGCUCUGCCUUUGCCCGAGAAUCUGUCUCCGCCCACGGCGGAUACUCAGCCUUCGCCCGGGGAGGAUUCAUUGCAAUUCUCGUCCCAGUAUAUCUGGGACCUCGCUGCUAAGGUGGAUGCUCUGCCUUCGCCCCGGGAGACUCUGUCUUCCCCCGUGUCUCCGCCCGCGGCGGAUACUCAGCCUCUGCGCCGGGUGACUCUGCCUUCCAACCAGGAGAUACAAGACUCGAUGUUGCCUGACUCGCUGGAUCGUCGGUGUGGCGAGAAGAUCGAUGCCGCGGUGGACGCCGCGGCGGCAUCCGAGGAGGACCCUUGGUUCCGCGCGGAGGAGGCACGCCAUCGUUACCCUGCACCAAGGGUCCACGAAAGGGGGUACGACGUCUUCGACCGCCGCCGCACGCAGGAGGACUUCUGGCCUCGCGGGUCUGUACAGUGA
This is a messenger RNA of Aspergillus fijiensis CBS 313.89, 645 nucleotides long. RefSeq lists its product as uncharacterized. The record is from RefSeq and is a predicted model, not a curated record. Lineage: Eukaryota; Fungi; Ascomycota; Eurotiomycetes; Eurotiales; Aspergillaceae. The transcript has a single exon. The coding region runs from base 1 to 645 and encodes 214 amino acids.